This is a messenger RNA of Glossina fuscipes, 2970 nucleotides long. RefSeq names its product ATP-dependent RNA helicase DHX33 (gene ath). Gene Ontology annotation, biological process: positive regulation of transcription by RNA polymerase I. The coding region runs from base 114 to 2300 and encodes 728 amino acids. Gene Ontology annotation, cellular component: nucleolus; intracellular anatomical structure. The transcript is spliced from 4 exons. NCBI's taxonomy places the organism in Eukaryota, Metazoa, Arthropoda, Insecta, Diptera, Glossinidae. The record is from RefSeq and is a predicted model, not a curated record. Gene Ontology annotation, molecular function: ATP binding; RNA binding.
AUAUGGAAAGUUGAUGACACUAUUUUAUGUUUUUAGUUCUAUUCACGUGCGGGUUUUUUUCUGCUUUUUUUAAACAAUAUUUAAUGAGCUUUUGUUGUAGUUCUUAAAUAGUAAUGGAAUCUAAAUACGCGUUACCCAAUAAACCUCCGUCAAAAUUUUGCGAUGCAUAUAAUGGUAUGUUUCCUCUCAAAAGAAAACUGCAGAAUUCAAGAAAUGCGGGAAUACAAGAGAAUGUUGGCGCAAAAGUAACAAAAUUGGAGUGGGUCUUUAAGAAUAACAAUCGCAUAGGAGAUAAUGUUACAGGAGAUAAUGAAACAGAAAAUCAUCUCCAGAAUGUGCAGAGCAGUUUACCCGUGAAAUUGUCGCCCAAAAGCCGAAUUGAAGAACAACGUCAAGCAUUGCCUGUAGCAAGAGUUCGAAAAAACUUAAUGCAAGAAGUCUACAGAUCGGACACUUUGUUAAUUAUGGGUGAGACGGGAUCGGGAAAAACGACACAAAUACCUCAGUUUCUUUUGGCAAGCGGUUACGGCAACAAAGGUGUAAUUGCUGUCACCCAACCACGACGUGUAGCUGCUAUAACAGUUGCAAGACGGGUUUCACAAGAGCAACAUUGCCAAUUAGGCGAUGUGGUUGGUUACACCGUUCGUUUCGAAGAUUGCACCUCACCAAAAACACGUAUACGUUUUAUGACUGAUGGAUUUCUCUUACGAGAAGCUCUAGCCGACCGUAUGUUACGUAAUUAUUCAGUCAUUAUGUUGGAUGAAGCUCAUGAGCGCACGAUAAGUACGGAUGUGUUAUUCGGCGUGGUGAAGGAAGCUCAACAAGAACGCCGACUGAGAAGUCUGACCCCAUUGAAAGUGAUAAUCACAUCUGCAACUAUGGAUAUUGAUCACUUCGGCGAAUAUUUUGGCGUACGUGGUAUGUACCUGGAGGGACGAUCGCAUCCAGUUCGGGUAAUGCACAUUGUAACACCACAACCGGAUUAUCUGCAUGCAGCUCUAGUAACAUUAUUUGAUAUACACCGCACAACUCCAGUAAACUAUGAUGUUCUAAUAUUCCUGACAGGUCAGGAGGAAAUUGAAGCAAUGGCUCAUCAAAUACGUCAAAUAGCAAAGUCCAAUCUCGACACUCUUUUUGGAGUGCGGGUUUUUCCUCUGUAUUCUCAAUUGCCUCAAAACAAGCAGUUGGAAUGCUUUCUGCCUGCUCCUGCUAAUGCUCGUAAGAUUGUUUUGGCAACAAAUAUAGCUGAAACUUCGGUUACAAUGCCUGGAAUUCGAUGUGUAAUUGAUGCUGGUUAUGUGAAACGACGAAUAUAUACACCUAGUACAGGUUUGGAUGUUUUACGCGCAGUGCGCAUAUCGCAAGCUCAAGCAUGGCAACGAUGUGGACGUGCAGGGCGCGAUGCUCCUGGUGUUUGUUAUCGCACUUACACGCAACAGGAAAUGAAUGCUUUCGAAAAGAUGCCUAAACCUGAAAUUUUACGCAGCAACAUAUGUUCUACAGUUCUCCAAUUACUUGCCCUUGGCGUGAAUUGCCGCAGUUUCGACUUUCUUGAUCGUCCUUCUCCGGAAGCAAUUGAAGUAGCCUAUCGUAAACUAGAAUCUUUAGGCGCUAUACGAAACACUUCCAAUACACCCCAACUUACACCACUUGGUCGACAAAUGGCCCAAUUUCCUUUAGAUCCGCAAUAUAGUAAGUUAUUACUUGCCGCACCACAGUUCGGUUGCAUGGAGGAAAUGCUCCAUUUAGUAGCAGUGCUUUCAGGAGAAAAUGUUUUCGUUACGAGUAAUGAGAAACGGGAACAAGCCGCUCUUGCUCAUGCAAAAUUUCACUCGAAACAUGGCGACCACCUUACUUUGCUCAAUGUAUUUAGUGCUUUUCAGAAAAUUGAUAAGGUCAAGCUGUGGUGUCGUGACAAUUUUCUUAAUACUCGGAAUCUCCUUUAUGCCCGCGAGGUGCGCCAGCAACUGUUGGAAAUUAUUGAACGUUUGCAACUGCAAAUCAAUAGUUGCGGUGAAAAUCACGAUCAAGUACGUAAAUGCUUGCUGAUGGGUUUAUUUGAUAAUAUUGCUGAACUGCAACGUGAUCACUUUUACUUGACCAUCACAGGUCGACAACGUGCCAAAAUUCAUCCUUCUAGCGUAUUUCAUGGAAAAUAUCGCCCCGAAUAUAUUAUUUACACAGAAAUCGUUUUGACAGAACGCAAUUUUCUACGUCAAGUAACCGAAAUCUCACCAGAAUGGGUGGCGGAAGUUGUGCCCAAUUUUGUUCAUUUAAGUCGUAUAAAGAAUAAAUGUUAACGGUGUAUAUUUUAUCUAAUCUAGUCCAUUAUCAUCAUUAUUCAUUAUUCAAUUGGCGUUAGGGUUUAUUAAAAAUGUAUUAUAUUUAUGUACAGCGAAGAUGAAAGUUUUUUCAACUAGGAGACAUUUUAUUUAUUCUAUUAUCAAUUGUAUCAGAAAUUUACUUCGUUUAACGUCCCAAUCAGGAUAUUCGCUGCUAUAGUCUGGUGGCGACACAUCUUGCGUCUUAAUCUAAAAUGAAGACAAAAAAUUAUAUAACUAAGUUAAAAAUGACAAUCAGUAAAGAUAUAUAUAAACUUACCAUUAUAAAACAGCGAAUAUUGCGACGAGCGGUAGAACUGACGCGCGAAGAGGACGCAGCAUAUCUUAUUAGAAGGAUGUUAUGUUAAUAUGUCAAUAUCCUUGCUCUCCCUGAAGUUUUUUCCUAUUAGGAGCAUGAACAACACGAACCCGAAUAAAUUAUUUGAAAUUGCUAGAAACGAAGGAGACACCAAAAAGAUUUCUAGAAAAAGUAUGGGAAUCUCAGCUGGGUCUUCUUCUCAAUACCUUAAAUAUUGUAAAGAAGGGAAAUAAAUUUACUUACCGUCAAUAAAUGUAACCUUACAACUUUGUUAAAGUUUUCUAAAAGAAAACUUAAAAUUUAGAACUAUCAUUUAAAUGUUGCCGAUUU